This is a messenger RNA of Sphaeroforma arctica JP610, 1934 nucleotides long. RefSeq lists its product as hypothetical. The record is from RefSeq and is a predicted model, not a curated record. Bases 1 to 834 code for a protein of 277 amino acids. The transcript has 2 exons. Gene Ontology annotation, molecular function: DNA-binding transcription factor activity; DNA binding. NCBI's taxonomy places the organism in Eukaryota, Ichthyosporea, Ichthyophonida. Gene Ontology annotation, biological process: regulation of transcription by RNA polymerase II.
AUGUUACGACUGAAUACAAAAGAUGUUGCCGGAGUGUCUCUGUUUCUGGAUGAGCGGUUCACCCCAUCAGAUUUUGCCAUCAAACCAAACGGACAGGCGGCGGAGAAAAACGUAUUCGAAACAGAAAUCUCAGAGAGCAGGAAAGGUUCGCAUGCCGAGGAUGUGAUACAAACGCUAUCGGAGCUAUCGAAUACAACGAAUGUGGGCAAUACUAACACCGAGCACAACAGCAAUAACAUCAACCACGUGGAGGACGGGUCGUCCGUUGCCAUGGUAGCACCGGCUCUCCCACACCCUGGCGGUGUAUCCAACACAUCGGCCCUAAAACGGCACGCAGGUGAUGGUAAAGUCGGGCAACACACACAGCCCCACAAAUUCCGGAAAGUAGAAGGUGCCACCGGCGGGCAUCACGGGAGUCGCAACACCCCCUGCAGAGACGAUGGGGUGGCACUAUCCGUGCAGCCAGGGGCAGCAGAAGGCACGCAACCGCACACCAACAAUGGGAUGGAGCGUGGCACGGGUACGGGUACUGGUACUGGCGCAGGUACACGCGCGAAGAAGACGGCCGGGAAAAGCAAGAGGCCUCUAUCCGCUGUCAAGCCAAGUAGUCUGAGCGCCGAGGACGCCGCGUCGCGCAGGCGCGAGCUGAACCGGCUGGCGGCUCAGAAGUGCAGGAAGAAACGGGACGAUGAGAUCGAGAAGUUGGAGAAGGUGCUGAUGGACGAGGAGAAAACCAAUAGCCAGCUCAAGGAUAGUGUGGCUCUUCUGAGCCAGGAGAUCAUCAGGAUACGCCGUGAGCUGGAGAAGCACGCCGGGUGUAUGCCCGAUAGAUGACUCGCGAGGCCCCACACGAUAGAGGACUGGAGUUGCCCCACACGAUAGAGGACAGAGGAGGGUAGCGUGUGGGAGGCAGAUGUACAUGUACAGUACAGUUGUGUUGUAUAGUGUAGGGGUAUCUGACACACCCGGGCUGUUCCUUCGGAUGAAGAUGAAUGCCGCGACCGUGCGACGGGCACAGACCAUUCAGGCAGUGUGGUGCCGUAUGUACCGCAAUGGGAUACUGUCAACAGUGUAGUCGGUGAGGCACGCCACGUGUAUACUGAGUUACUGACGCAGGCAAGCUCGUAUCUGGGCUAGCGAGGGUGUGUGUGAGAGUGUGAGUGUGCGCAACAAGGGCUGUCGCCUGCGUGAUUGGCAGCGCCGGUCGAAACGUACUUGAGUGGGGUGUUUGAAAUGUCGAUAGUUUUGGGUACGGACCAGAGCAAAGUGAGAAGUUGAGUACGAAGCGCUACCUAUAUCUAUGGUAGUAAAUGAAAUCGCGAGUGGUUGGAUGUGCGUUCGGAAAAGUGUGACAAUAAAUAUGUGUGGGGAUCAUUUUGACGCCAUGUAAAGAUGUAGAGUGUGUGCCAUCUGAAAAGGAUAUGCAUGCUGGGUUUGGCCAAAUGCAGAGAAGGGAGUCCGACACACACUACCUUCUCAAGCACUUAUUGUGCCGAUGCACUGCCGCACGCAAAUACGAGAUAAGCUGCCUGACAUCAAUAUUUAGUUGAGGGGGACCCCCCUGCUUCGAACGGAUGCUUCUGAUGUGCUUCUGAUGUGCGAAGAUGCAAGUUGUCUGAGCACGCUCGGAAACCAAUGGGCUUUGCAAAGCCAAGGUGUACCUGGCGCAGGUCACAUAGCUCUUGAUAUUCACUGCGAGCGUAUUCCAGAGGAUGGGUCUGUGCGUGCUGCUCAGUCGUCGCAUGCACAGUUUGGGAGUGGAUGAAGAAACAGGUGUGCGUCGUAGCUUGUUUGAAAGCAACCACCUUGACGUCAGUAGAUUUCUGUGGGAAUACGUGCGGUUCUUGGGCGUCGCACCUUACACGCAUAGAACUGUACAAAGCAACACAUGCAUUUCACGUCUUUUAAAAACACAAUAAAUCUGUUAACCUGCC